CGAGCUGUGGUUCCUUGCCUACCUGGAUAACUCAUAGAUAAGUCAUAGAUCUAACCCAAAAUGACAGAGAUAAGCACUAAGAUUAGUGGGUCAGCAGUGAGGUAUGGUGCCUCAUAUGGAGGGAACAAGGUGUUUGGAAGCAGGAGUGGUGGAGCGUUUGGGGUCUCAAGAGCGCUCGGGGCUGGAGUGGGUUCAGGGUCUGGAUUUGGUGUCAGAGUGGGUCUUGGAGGUAGUUAUGGAGGGGGAUCAGGCAUAGGAGUUGGAGGUGGUUAUGGGGGGGGUUUAGCUGGGUUGAGCGGAGGUUAUGGAGGUGGGUUAGGGUUAGGGCUUGGAGGAGGUUAUGGAGGUGGACUAGGCAGUGGUCUCAGCCUAGGUUUCGGUGGUGCAGGUUAUGGGCUGGGUUUGGGGGCAGGAGGGUUAGGUUUGGGAGCUGCAGGGGGAGUGAGUGGCAGAAUUGCAAGCUUGAGGGCUGCAGCUGCCCCACUGAGGGCUCGUUUGGGGGGGCGUAGUUUUAAGAUCGGAGGCUAUGGCUUCAGCCCUUCCUUUUUUGGUACCACAAGAAUGACAGAGGAAGAAAUUUUGGAAAUGCCUUCUAUCGAUCCCUCUUUGCCCUCUGUGGAUGCUGUCCAAGUUACCCGCCUAAAGGAAAAAGAAGAACUGCAGUCCUUGAACAAUAAAUUUGCAUCCUUCAUAGAUAAGGUCAGAAACCUGGAACAACAGAAUGCUAUCCUGAGGGCUCAGAUCUCCAUGUUCACAAACCCAGACCAGGGUGGACCAGGCAACACCACAGUGAUCAUGACCUCAGCAAUCGGUGCCUACAAAGCACAGGUCGAUAGCCUGACCACCACCAAAGAGGCAAUGGUGGCAGAAAUUACUCACUUUAAUGGAGUUAUUGAGGAGAUCCAGGCUAAGUAUGAAGCAGAGACAACAAAUACGAAGUCACUGGAGCUGGAAUGGACCACACUGAAAGAGGAGGUGGACAACUUAUACUUGACCAUUUUUGAACUGCAAACCAGCAUAUCUAGUAUUGAAGAUCAGAUCAUCUUUUCCAAGCAGAUUUAUGAAGCUAAAGUAAAGGAGGUGAGAAGCAUCUUAAGUGGUGGGGUGAAAGCAGCUUUCUCCAUUUCGGUUGACAACGCAGCCCAGGCUUUGGACCUGACCACAGCAUUGAGUGAUGUGAAGUCCCAUUACGAGGCCCUGGCCAUGAGAAGCAAGCAUGAGUCCUUAUCCGCGGCCCAGACCAAGAUCUCCAUGGCGUCGGGUGCUUCACAGCCCAAUAUCCAGGCCCUGACCUCAACAAAAGAGGAACUCAGACUUUAUAAACUCCAGAUUGAUUCUAUCGCCAGAGAGAUUGAGCGACUGAAAGCACUGAACAUGCAGCUGGAAUCCCAAGUAACAGAGUCUGAAUCCAGUUCAAGCAGCUGUACCGAACAGUACCAGGAACAAGUUGUCACACUCAAAUCACAGCUGGACGACCUCAGAAAGCAAAUUGCCCAUUAUGGCCAAGAAUACCAAGAACUGUUGGCAAGCAAGAUGGCAUUGGAUGUGGAGAUCACAGCAUACAGGAAGCUUUUGGACAGUGAAGAGACUAGGCUGAGCUCAGGAGGUGGGAUCACCGUUCACAUGUCCAAGAGUGCGGUAGGAGGAGGAGGAGCUGGAGCUGGCCUUGAUCUGGGAGGUGCUGGUGGAGGCUAUGGCCUUGGUGGAGGUCUUGCUCUGGGAGGUGCUGGCGGAGGCUAUGGCCUUGGUGGAGGUCUUGCUCUGGGAGGUGCUGGCGGAGGCUAUGGUCUUGGAGGAGGUCUUGCUCUGGGAGGUGCUGGCGGAGGCUAUGGUCUUGGAGGAGGUGGAGGUCUGGCCGUUGGAGGGGGUUUGGGAUCUGGGUUUGGCCUCAGCCUUGGCGGUGCUUCUCUUGGAAUCAGCAGCGGUGGUGGUGGCGGUGGCAGCAGCAGCUAUCGUUUGUCAUCAAGUCUCAAUUCCAGUUCAGCUUCCACCUACUAAAAAAUGCCAGAGGGAAACAUAUUCCAGCCACCGACAACUUAAGGGAUCUUCUGAGGCAUCUUUCUUUACUCUAACUUGUGACAAUACUGAUCCUGUGCAUAAAUGUCAAACAGGAUAAUGGAUUAAAUGGAAAAUGAUCUUCCUUGGGGGCUUUCUGCCACACAGUGUUGUUUACUGUGUGCCUGGUAACCUGUAGCCAUUCAUCUUAAUAAUGGCAAGCUACUUUGAUGCUGAAUUCUCAUCCAUUUUAUGCAUUUCAAGUAAAGUGGUUGUUCUACCUGCGCUUGCUCCCCAAAUAAAAAGCUAAUCCAUCAGCUGGUUUCAAGAACAGCAGCUCAUUAAUGAUAACGGAUAGUGGCUGAACUCAGUGAGUAAAUCGUCUUGCUUUAAAAAUAGUAAUCCUCUGUUUUAAAGAUCCACAUUACAAUACUAAGUUCAGUCUAGUUCAUGAAGCAAAACAAUAUAAAUCCUCUUACAUGGGCAAUGUACAAUGGCUGCAGCCUUUAAGCUCUUUUUUUAAAAAUCUAUCCCAGCAGGGGGAA
Molecule: messenger RNA, 2540 nt
Organism: Polyodon spathula (Mississippi paddlefish)
Lineage: Eukaryota; Metazoa; Chordata; Actinopteri; Acipenseriformes; Polyodontidae
Exons: 10
Coding region: 61-1998 (645 amino acids)
Source: RefSeq, a predicted model, not a curated record